CGGCGGUCCUCCGGGGUCGCCUGCGUCUGCCGGUCGUGGGAACGAGGCCCGCGUCUGUAUCCGGCCCUCGGCCAGAAAUGCCCCCUCCGGCCGGAUGAGGUGCGUCCCUCAGCCCGUUCCCGCGCCGGGCAGAGGAAGGAGCCGCCUCGCUGGGGUUGAAGGAUUUCGAGCCAUCCGGCCAUCUUGGAUACCUGCACCCUAAGCAGAAAAUAAUUGUGAACAAAAGAACUUUCCAGAGCCCAUCGCACCGAGAGGAAAAAAUGGCUGUCUGGACCACACAGUGCUUGGCCUGUGUAUCGGCAGUGCUGCUUUUGGUCCUGGUAGAACCAUCCCAGACCCAAAAGUGUUCCUCAGAGAAGAUGGAAAACAUCACGAUCGACAUCCCUGCAGCCUUUUCCAAAGGCAUCAGGGGGACGGAUCCGAUCUACGCGCCGUCUCGGGAAGCCUGCGUGGAGAUGUGCUGCUUGGAAAGAAUAACAGAUGACAAGACGUGCAACUACGUGAUCUUUAACACCAGAAUGAAAGGCGGUCCUCCAAAUUGCUAUCACUUUUAUUUCCCUGCCCAGGAAACCUGUCCUGUGAAGCAAGCCUUAGGAUUGCUCACGUACAGAAUAAUAGAAGGCAAAGAGAUGCCCAAACCAGCUCCGUCCUUAAACAAAGUCCCUCAUUCUUCAGUGAACGGAAGUCCAGCAUCCCCACAAGCAGCUGGCUUUGGUCCUCCAAGGCCACUGGGCGGACCGGACCCUUUGCCCAGGACCUCUCAGAAACAGGAGCUCUUUGGCCCCGCAAAGCAUCCCACGGCUGCAAGGACAAACACUGGGGAGACCUUUGCUUCGUCUCUGCUGCGUGAAAGCAGCAGUCCUGCCAGCACCACCCAACAAUCUGCUGCUGUUAAACUGCCCUUUGCCACCCUCGACUCUUCGACCGGCAGGACUGUUGGUGCUGCAACCCUUCACAGUUCUGCUAGCCGUGUCCCCCCUUAUGCCGGAAAGACAGAGGCGGCCACUCUUCCGCCACGCAGAGGCGCUCGUCCCAAACCCUCGCUCCUUUCCAAAACCGGCCCUCCCCAUUUCAGCUCGUUGUCAGCCACUCUACCUAGCGGUCCACCUGCUUCCCUUCCCAAUUCCCAUCUUAGCGAUGGGCAACUUAGUCUGGAAGGCUUCAGCCCUGACGGCAGCCCAGCCAGAAACGAUUUCUCUCUGCCGAGUCACCAAAGCUUCCUCUUUGCUGCCUUGUUUUUCGAGGUGCUGUUUUUUUUCUUAGCAGUGAUGCUGAUAGGGGGGAACCUGUUCCGCUCACGCCAGCCACAGCGCUACACCAGGCUGGACUACUUGAUCAAUGACAUGUACACCAAUAUGUGAACGUUAAGAGGGACUUGGAGACACCUCAGUGGUCCGCGUGUGGCCUUCAGGAAAAAGAAGAUGGAGUGAGUUCGGCUUAAUGCAGUCCUACUCGCUCAAAUCACAACGUUACAUUGAUUUUGUAAUAUUUUGCUUUCUCUUACGAUCUCCUUCCUCACUGAUGAUGCAUCUACGGUAGAUCUCGCCUAGUGAUGGCCUAUUGCUCCUUCCCAACCCAGAAAGUCUGCAGAAAGUGUAGGAGCUCAAGCCUGUUCAUUUGAGGAGUACAUCCGUAAUUCACUUUUGGGCACCAUGGGGCAAAUAAGCGUCCAUCAGAGCACUUCGGCUACCACUUCUUUCCAGAGUCGAUCAAGUUUCUUUCAUCCUUUGGUCUGUUACAGCCCUGGCAUGAAAAAUAUCUGCCAAGGAGGAGAAUUAUUUGAAUUUUAAAAGGCAAAACAUUGAUUUGGGUCCUGGAGUGCAGUGCCAACACUGUGUGCAAAAGUCACAUAGAGCAAACAAUGCGUAGGCAACUGUUCAUUUGUGCCACCCUUCAAAUUGGCCAGGUUAGGAAACACACAACAAUUACUACCUUAAAGGGUAUAACAACAGAAUCUUGGUAGGCUGACAAGAGUCUCUCUCUUCUUGCUUCUUGUGCACAAGAGAAUUAAGGUGGGGGAAAUCUUCCGUUUCUUUCUUACCUUGUUCUGAUUUUCUGACCUGGGGUUUCCUUAAUGGCUGACACAGACUUUCCUCUAGGCCAGGGGUUGGCAACCUUGGCUCUUUUAUGACUGGUGGACUUCAACUCCCAGAAUUCCUGAGCCAGCAUGGGGGAACUAUGGCCCCUUCAUGACUUGCGGAUUUCAACUCCCAGAAUUCCUGAGCCAGCCUGGAAACCUCUUCCUUUCCCCUCAGCAUGGCUGGUUUAGGAAUUCUGGGAGUUGAAGUCCACGAGUCAUAAAAGAGCCAAGGUUGCCCAUCCCUGCUCUAGGCUGUCUCUCUAAUCUAUAGGUUGUUUACACCAUUUAACAAAACUAGUUAAGUGUAAAAUUUGGACCUGGGGGGGGGGCAGCUUUUUGCUCCAGAAUUGGCUCUGCCUUCUGUUCUGAGCUGAUUUAAUUUUUUGAAUGUUAAAGUCGGCUACAGCGUAACCCAGUGUUUCCCAAACUUGACAAUUUUAAGGCAUAUGGACUUCAACUCCCAGAAUUCCACAGCCAGCGAUUCUGGCUGUGGAAUUCUGGAAGUUGAAGUCCACAUGCCUUAAAAUUGUCAAGUUUGGGAAACACUGGCGUAACCCAAAGAACGGCAAAAACCAGACCUUCUGUUCUUAAUGCUGAAGUUGCUCUGUGAUUGGGUGGAAUUCAGUCCCAGUAUCUCCUGACCUCAGCACUUCAGCUGGAGAUGCCUUCUGUCUUCAGCUCCUUAAAGAGAGGGAAGGAGUUCAGCAGCUGCAUCCGUGGCCCCCUUCUGCAGAGUGGGCAACCACGGCCUCUUUACAACCUGUGGAUUUCAACGCCCAGAAUUCCUGGGCCAGCGUUGUCCAUCCCCUGCCCUGCAAGGUCAUUGCUGGGAUGGUUUUGCAUUGAGCUGGGAUGCCACAUCACGCUGGAUUCCAUUUAAAAACAUAGCUGGGAUAGAAAAGGAUCUUUUAUUCGGUUUCUGGUGUAGAAAUCCAGGCGCAGGCAGUCGGAUGAAAUUGACCAGUCUCUCCCUUGGGCCAGCCUACAAAGCUGCUAAUAUGUGAGGCUGUCAGUUUUUAACAAUCUCAUUUUCCUUUAUAUGGAAUAAGAAAUUGGCUUAUGUUAGUGCUCACCGUACAGGCAGUCCUCCGCUUACACACAUUGUUUAGCAACCCAUUAAAAAAAAUCACAACGGCACUGAAAAAAGUGACAACCGGUCUUUGCGUGACCGACGGCGUCCCCAUUUUUUCUCAGCUUUCCCAGCCAGCUUCCAACAAGCAAAGUCGGAGGAAGCUGGGCUCACUCAACAAUUGUGUGAUUCAUUUCACCACUGGCAAAAAAAAAAGAUAAAAAUGGGUGUGACUAACAACUGCCUUGCUUAGCGAUGGAAAUUCUGGCUCCAAUUGUGGCGGAAGUCAAGGUUGCCUGUAUGCAGCUACAAAACUCAGGAAUAGCCACUAGAUGGCGACAGAAGGAGAGUUCUAUUUCCUUGCUGCCCCCUAGUGUUUAUGCAGAUUCUUGCAGCUCAGAUGUAAUAUUUUUAAACUAGUUUUUAACUUAAUUUCCCCACCCCCUUGGAAGUGAUUCUUCUGUCAAUUAUUUAAGCAAUAAUAAAGUUUGAAUUGAUUUAAAAGGUUUAAAAUAAAUCCAA
Crotalus tigris (Tiger rattlesnake) is the source of this 3671-nucleotide messenger RNA. RefSeq names its product MANSC domain containing 1 (gene MANSC1). NCBI's taxonomy places the organism in Eukaryota, Metazoa, Chordata, Lepidosauria, Squamata, Viperidae. The record is from RefSeq and is a predicted model, not a curated record. The transcript is spliced from 4 exons. Bases 261 to 1361 code for a protein of 366 amino acids.